Messenger RNA from Ruditapes philippinarum (Manila clam), 3249 nucleotides. Its product is annotated as calcium-activated chloride channel regulator 1-like. Lineage: Eukaryota; Metazoa; Mollusca; Bivalvia; Venerida; Veneridae. The coding region runs from base 164 to 2800 and encodes 878 amino acids. The record is from RefSeq and is a predicted model, not a curated record. The transcript is spliced from 13 exons.
ACUAAAAAGAGGGUUACUUAUCAACACGACAGGACUAUCUUUAUCGCUUUAAACGUUUCAUAAUAAAUUGGUAAGGUUUUGGAAAGAAAAAUUGAAUGAACUCAGUUUAUUUGAUUUGAUUUAUCUGACUGAAAACUUUGAUAACAGAAGCGAGUUAGAGAUCAUGUCAAAGUUUUUGAGAAUGGUUGUUUUUAUUGUCGGAAUAUGCAUGCUCGCGCUAUUUAAGCCAGCGUUUGGCCUAAGCCGACCAUCAACUAUUGUUUUAAAAAACAAUGGUUUUACAAACGUCGUUGUUGCAAUCCAUGAAAGUGUUCCGGAGGAUAAGACGCUCAUUGAUACAUUAAAGGAUGAAAUGAUAAAAGCAUCAAAAAUUCUUUAUGUUGCUACAAAACAACGAGCAUUUUUAAAAGAAAUAAAAAUCCUACUUCCUUCUACCUGGUCAAACGACGGCUCUUACCAGACGCCCACGAGCGAAAACUUAAGGUUUGCUGACGUCAUUAUAACAGAUCCAAUCCGAGGCAAGAGGAGCAUACCACAAACAAGAUCAUAUGAUGGUUGCGGUAAACAAGGAGUCCAUGUUCUUUUGACUAAAGAAUUUCUAACUACACCAAGAGCGGACCCGUAUUUAAAUAACCCUGCAAAGUUCUUUGUCCAUGCUUUUGCACAAUUUAGAUGGGGAGUAUUUCAAGAAUACGCCGAAGAAGGGGAGAAUGUUUUUUACAUGUCGCCAUCAGUUGGCCAACCAGAAGCCAUAAGAUGCACGAUCAUGAUCCGAGGAUUGGUACAAAAAAAUGAUGCUCGACACACAAUAUGCUACUCACACCUUCUAGCAGACAGACAACACGUAAUUGCUUCGAUAGAUGAUAAAACAGGUUUAUAUCACGCUGAUUGUCAAUGGAGACCAUAUCCAAACCAUCAGCGAACAAAGGCAUCGAUAAUGGACCAUCAGUUUAUUCAAGAGCUUGUUACAUUCUGUGGAGACGAUCCAAAAGACUACGCCACAUUUCAUAACAGCGAGGCUCCCAGUAAACAUAACCGACUGUGUGGACAUAAGAGUACUUGGGGAAUCAUCACUGAAACCGAUGAUUUUAGGGGUGGUAUUAACGCUCCAACGACUUUAUCAGAUGAUCAAAUUAAACCAACUUUUAUCGUUAUGAGAGCCACUUCACGGAAACGCCGCGCUGCCGUUUUAAUCAACCCAUCUUUAUUGACAGAGGGGCCACUUUCAAACAAAAUUGAACAAACACUCCAACAUUUAGAACACGAAGCUUCAAAGACAGAUUUAGAGUUAUCAGUUCUUAGAGAGGAAAUGACCAGUAUGCAGGGAAUAUUUGAUGAAGGCAAUGGUCACAAGUUGUACAAGAGCAAUACGUUAAAUGAACAGGACCGGUUUGAACAAAACUUUGAUAGUGUUAAUAAGAAUAAAACUCUAGACGAAAUAAAUGAUGGCGAUCUAGUUAUUGUAACAGACACCUUGACUGAAAACAUGAAGCAGAUUCUGACUGACAAAAGUAAAAGUGGUUUGAAGGUUUCUGUGGUUUCUGGCGAUCCGAACGAGAUGACCAACGACCACCAUGAACAUUUCAGCUUGCACCAUACUGGAGGAGCUAUAGGCCAUACACUUUUAGAUAGACUGAGAAAUGUACUUUUGGUAGAUAACGUAAAAACUGUAUUGAUAGGUCAAGAGGAAACUGAAUUACGAGGCAAUGAACCAGUUUCAAGAACAGUUGAUAUAGAUAAAACUCUUGGAAUGCAAAUUUCAUUCAUCUUUCAUUUUGAAGAAGAGCUGCCUUACAUUCGUAUAACAUCACCUAAUGGUACUCUCUACGGACCUGACUCAAACGUUUACUCUGUUGAUGAAACUUCAAAAGCGAUUCAGUUUUAUUUCCCGCACAUACAGGUUGGAACAUGGACGUACACCUUGUCACAAUCAUCGAUGACGUCACAAAAAGUACGUGUUACAGUUAUUUCUGAAAACAUCGCUGAACACGAAGACCCGCUAGUCUUGCGGCAGUCUGUAAAAUUUGCAGACGACACAAAUACAUCUGUGAUUCUUCAUGUUGACGCAACACAAGGGGCGAGUCCCUUGAUAGGCUUUAAUAUCACAGCAAAGGUAGGGACGCCAGAUGGAACAGUGGAUUACUUGACACUUCUAGAUAAUGGAGCAGGAGCUGAUAUAGCAAAGAACGAUGGCAUUUACUCGCGUAUUUACAUAGCGCCAAAACUAAGUGGAUCGUAUCACGUGACAUUCAUAGUGUCGUCUGGUGGUUCUGGGUCUGUUUUCAGGAAAGAAGAAACAGCGUCAGUCGUUAAUGAUGAGCUUAAUCCAGUCAGAAAAUCCGUUAGAAAGAUACCAUUAGACGGAAACAUUCAAAGGCAAAUUUCGGGUGGAACAAUAUUCUUGCGUUCCUCGAAUCUUAAUGACCUCAUCUUUGACGUCAUAGCACCAUCAAGAAUUAUUGAUCUCAGAGCGGUGACGUAUGUUCCAUACAGAAAAACAAUGGUGUUAGAAUGGACAGCUCCCGGCGACGACCAUGAUCACGGAAAACCUGAUAUCUACGAAUUUGUUGUCGGUUGUGGGGUCAAGGACGUUCGUCUUUUUUUGAACUAUCUCUCCUCUGGUGAUUACAAAGGUCAAGGUAACGUGAUACAAGAAACAUUCAACGCACGUGCAAAUGGAACUGAAAUUGAAACGUUUCUAUGGAGUACAGUUGGCAAUGACAAACCGUAUAUAUUUGCUAUUCGUGCUGUUGAUAGGUUUGGCAACAAAGGCCAAUUUUCAAACCUUGUCACAGCCUAACUUUUACCAUGCUGAUUUCCUGAAUACCUUGUUAUUGAAACUACCGAGAGUAGACUAAUUUUUUUAACUGUAUGCGCUAAAGAGAAAUAUUUCUAUUGCUUAGUAUAAUAUGUUACACUUUUUACAAACAUAAUAGAAAAAAAUCUCAUAGUUUUAACAGAAAUUUAAUCGACACUUACGUCCAUCAUUCAUUUGAUGACACCAUGAAAAAAUUCGGACAACACACAGUGCAGGCGCCAAUUUCGCUGACAUUGGUUAGUACGAACGUUUUGCUGGAAAAUUUGAAAAUAACAAAACUCACUUCAUAGAGAAACAUGUUAGAGGUCGACCCAUGAAAAAAGUAUAAUCGCUUCUUAAUUUUUGUCAAAUUAUACUAUUGUUAACUUUUUAAACACAUUCAUUAAAGAUGUUCCUCAAACUGGACAAUCAAAACCGUGUCUUGAGUUAUA